AUGAAGGCAGGGGCUCUUGAACCUGGUCAGGCCGCCAUGGGUUCGACUCCACAACCUGGGGUGAACAGAGGGGUGGCUGUACUAGACUUCAUUUUUAGAAUUAUAGCGAUCAUUGCAACCUUAGGAAGUGCAAUCGCCAUGGGAACGACCGAUGAAUCACUUCCAUUUUUCACACAGUUCAUUCGGUUUAGGGCCAAGUACAAUGAUCUUCCAAUGUUCACAUCCCGAGAGAUUAGGAUGAAACAUGUGCUCAUUCCACGAGAAUGCGACAAAAACAAGGCAAUAACAAUUGUUCCUAUUUCCCUCUCACAGCAGGAGGGAAUAGGUGAUCACACUAUAAGAUGGUUGUUCUUGUUACUGUUGGGUGCCAUGGCCCUAUGUCCUUUGAGGGCUAGAGGGGUUGUUCUCUACUAUUCCAUGUUCUUACAGAAUAUGGUUUUUCGUGGUGGCAAAUUCAAUUGUAAGUGCCUAUCUGGUUCUUUCUCUGGCACUGUCCAUCUUCCACAUCAUGAGGAGCGGCGCACGGGGCAGUAG
Messenger RNA from Ilex paraguariensis (yerba mate), 534 nucleotides. The record is from the annotation of a GenBank genome assembly. NCBI's taxonomy places the organism in Eukaryota, Viridiplantae, Streptophyta, Magnoliopsida, Aquifoliales, Aquifoliaceae.